AAAAAAAGACUUUGGGAACUUUAUCAUCCCACCCACCUUUCGCUCUUUUGCUGGUUUUCCCUCAAUUAUAUUAGAGCUCUUCAAAAGAAGUUCAUUGCAGAUUCAUAAAUUCCUACAAAUCUCGCAUCAAAAUCUCCACAUCAAAAGGUGUUGAGAGAACCUUUCCUACAAUAUGCCUGCUGUCACCGAUAUUAAGCAUCCCAGCCACCCACGGCACUAUCUAAAACUCGAACAUCCCUCCACACCUUACUUCUGUGAUGGGUGUAAAGAGCUCGGAUUUGGGAGAUGCUAUAGAUGCAGAAACUGUAUGUUUUAUAUGCAUGAGGAAUGUGCAAUACCUUCCUCACCUACUUACCAUCAUCUCUUUGAAGGAUGUAGAUUCGACUUUUAUAAGAGAUCUCCAACAUUUGGGGAUAGAAUUUGUGAUGCAUGCGGGAAAGAUGUGAAAGGGUUUCUGUACCAUUGCUCGUCUAGGGGAUAUGAUAUGCACCCUAACUGUGCAAAGCUCCCACUCACCUUAAGUAGUGAAGGUGUGACACUAGAACUGAAAAAAAAGGCUUCCUCAGCUUGCCAAAAAUGUCGUAUUCUUAGUGGUCCAAAAAGCUGGUUUUAUGUUUCUACUUGCCGCAGAUACUGUCUUCAUGUGGCAUGUAUAAAAGAGAUGAUUCUUGAGGCCUGGAAAAAUAAAUACUUUGAUCAACAAAGACGCCAUGAAAUCAAUAGAAAUCGCUUAGAAUUGCCGCGUAUAGCAUCUGGAAGAGAGAGAACAGGACAUAGGGGAAGAAGCUUAUCACCUGGCAGAGAGAUACAAGGACACAAGGGAAGAACAGGCUCAUCGGGUGGACGGGAUAGCAGAAUUGACAGAAAGACAAAAGGGUAUACGAAUAAGGGAAGAUGCUCAUCAUGCGGACGAUAUCCUAGCAAUCGCGGAAUCAUAAAGGGAUAUGUGGGAACGAACACUGCAAUGAUCUUGUUUAAAACUGGAAUCAAAGUUCUCGAAAUUAUCUUUUCGGUUAUUUUGGGAGUUCCGAUCCCUCCGAUUAUGUCUGCUGCUUAUUAUUUUGCCACUAUAUUAUUUUCAACUUAAUGUGCUUUAUUGUUUCAAGUCUAUAUGUGAAACCUGCUUGGCGAAGUGGUAAUAAGUUGUUUUUUUUUUUAUUUUCACAAUCGAGUCCAUUCGGAUUCAAACUCUUGACCUAAUAGCCCUGAAACCACUCGAGUACCAUGAAUUGGUUGAUUUGGUUUGUUGUUAAGGAUGUUUUGUCUUGAGUUUGUACUGUUGUGGUCAUUUUCCUGGACUUUUUCUUAUCAAUAAAAUCUGCUUGCUUAAUAAAAUUUUCCUUUUGAUUUU
Molecule: messenger RNA, 1351 nt
Organism: Hevea brasiliensis (rubber tree)
Lineage: Eukaryota; Viridiplantae; Streptophyta; Magnoliopsida; Malpighiales; Euphorbiaceae
Exons: 1
Coding region: 173-1087 (304 amino acids)
Source: RefSeq, a predicted model, not a curated record